CGCUAUGCGCAUUUCAAUAUUUGGUUUUUUAUUUAAAGACAGACAGAAAUGAAGCUUAAGCAAAGCAACAAGCAACAAAGAUCUAAAAAUGAAUUAUCUACAACACAAGUUUUUAUUAGUUCUGUUUAAAUUUAAAUCGCUGCAAAAUUAUGAUCAAUCCCUAAUAAUAGUGUCAACCGUUUACUUGAAAAGUUUUGUAGUGAUCAGCUUAGCAAUUUUGCUAACAUUUGUUUUUUACUGGGUUUUUUGUGUACCCAUCAAUUGGACUAAGCAUAUGGAUAAUAUUACAGACUGGCAAGUAUUAUACACUAGCAAAAAUAUGCGUUGUAAAAGUAAACGAGCAGGAGUAAACCAGAUUAGAAAUUCACGGCUAAUUGGGGCAAAGGAAUUACCCCCUCCAUAUCCAAAUGGUUGGUAUGGGAUUCUUGAAUCAUCGAAACUUAAAGCUGGAGAAUCAACACAUAUAUCUUGUCUGGGAGAACAUCUUAUAAUCUAUCGAUCUCAAGGAAAUAAAAUUUAUAUUUUGGAUGCGUAUUGCCCUCACUUAGGAGCUAAUUUGGGCAUUGGCGGGCGAGUUGUUGGGGAUGAUAUCGAAUGUCCCUUUCAUCAAUGGAGUUUUAGAGGGAGUGACGGAGUGUGUACCAAUAUUCCGUAUAGUUCUUGUGUUCCGCAGGCUGCAAAAAUAAAGAAAUGGACCUCCACAGAAGUAAAUGGAUUUGUAUUUGUUUGGUAUAGUGUCGAAGGAUCAGAAAUUCCGUGGACUAUUCCAAAAUCAGUCGAAGUUGAAAGCAAAAAAUUGAUUUACCACGGGCGGAAUGAGUUUUAUGUACACUGUCAUAUUCAAGAGAUACCAGAAAAUGGUGCUGAUCUGGCACAUUUCGGAGCGAUUCACAAUGAUAAUAUUGUAGCUAAAUACCGCAAUCGAAUACAAAAUAUUCUUCGCUGGAUUGGAUAUCAUCAAUGGCAAGCAAGUUGGAGCCCAUUAGAAGACAAGCACAUAGCUGAAACAAGAUUGAAUCAUAUAUUCAAGUUAUUUGGAAAAAUUCAGUGCUUUUCAAUGGAUGUUAUCGGAAAACAGAUUGGACCCGCCUACGUUCAUCUCGUUUUGCACUCACCCACAUUUGGAAAUUUUCAAAUAUUUCAAACCAUUACUCCAGUAGAACCACUAUUACAAAAAGUAGUACACAGAUUUUACGCUUCCAGAUUAAUGGCACCAAUUAUGAAGUUUUUAAUUUUUGGAGAAACCGUUAUGUUUGAGCGGGAUUUGCAUAUAUGGAAUCAUAAAAUGUACCGGAAUAACCCUAUGCUUCUAAUGGAAGAAUCCUCCCUAAAAAAAUUUAGGAAAUGGUAUGCACAGUUCUACACGGUAAACAGUAAGCCAUUUCAAUUAGAAACCAAUAAAAAUUGGUAGUAAACAAAAAAACAAUAAUACCGA
Molecule: messenger RNA, 1435 nt
Organism: Drosophila novamexicana
Lineage: Eukaryota; Metazoa; Arthropoda; Insecta; Diptera; Drosophilidae
Gene: nvd
Product: cholesterol 7-desaturase
Exons: 6
Coding region: 89-1411 (440 amino acids)
Biological process (GO): cholesterol metabolic process; chlorophyll biosynthetic process
Cellular component (GO): chloroplast
Molecular function (GO): 2 iron, 2 sulfur cluster binding; chlorophyllide a oxygenase activity
Source: RefSeq, a predicted model, not a curated record